CGGGCGGGAGGGCGGCUGGCACAGGGCUUGUAAAUAAACUGCGAUGCUGUCUCGGGCUCGCCGGCCCUGGUGCGGCCGCCGCCGUCGCCUCACGGGAGCUUCGGUGCCAGGCUCCCGCCGCCGCGCGCCCUAGCGCCACCGCGCCAGCCUCGCGCGCCCUCGCCGGGUUCCCCGCGGACCCCGGCUCCCCGCGCCCCUCGGGGUCCCGCGGCGGACCCGCUCGGGAUGUGACCCCUUGACUCCCCACCCGACCUCCCCUGCCCCCCGGGAGGCCCGCCUUUGCCUGCUUUUGGGGGGGUGGGCGGGGAGGGGCGCGCGGAUCAUGGCAUUGGAGUUCCCGGGUUUGCAGCCGCCGCCGCCGCCUCGUCCACGCACCCCAAGCGCCCCUUCUUCCCAGAGGAGCAGCGGAGGAGGCGAAGCGCCCGGUGGGGGCGAGGCAGAUGGGGCUCAAGGCUCGCAGGGCAGCGGGGGCGGCCGGCGGAGGAGGAGGCGAAGGGGGCGGCGGAGGCGGCGGGGCAGCUAACCCCGCCGGAGGGGACGCGGCGGCGGCCGGCGACGAGGAGCGGAAAGUGGGGCUGGCGCCAGGAGACGUGGAGCAAGUCACCUUGGCGCUAGGGACCGGAGCCGACAAAGACGGGACCCUGCUGCUGGAGGGCGGUGGCCGCGAAGAGGGGCAGCGGAGGACCCCGCAGGGCAUCGGGCUCCUGGCCAAGACCCCCCUGAGCCGCCCAGUCAAGAGGAACAACGCCAAGUACAGGCGCAUCCAAACUUUGAUCUACGACGCCCUGGAGAGACCGCGGGGCUGGGCGCUGCUCUACCACGCGCUCGUGUUCCUGAUUGUCCUGGGAUGCUUGAUUCUGGCCGUGCUCACCACCUUCAAGGAAUACGAAACUGUGUCUGGAGACUGGCUUUUGCUACUGGAAACAUUUGCUAUUUUCAUCUUUGGAGCUGAGUUUGCUUUAAGGAUCUGGGCUGCCGGAUGUUGCUGUCGAUACAAAGGCUGGCGUGGACGGCUGAAGUUUGCCAGGAAGCCCCUGUGCAUGUUGGACAUCUUCGUGCUGAUUGCCUCUGUGCCAGUGGUUGCCGUGGGAAACCAGGGCAAUGUCCUGGCCACCUCCUUGCGAAGUCUGCGCUUCCUGCAGAUCCUGCGCAUGCUUCGGAUGGACAGGAGGGGCGGCACCUGGAAGCUCCUGGGCUCAGCCAUUUGUGCCCACAGCAAAGAACUCAUCACCGCCUGGUACAUCGGCUUCCUGACACUCAUCCUCUCUUCAUUUCUCGUCUACCUGGUGGAGAAGGAUGUGCCGGAGGUGGACGCACAAGGAGAAGAGAUGAGAGAGGAGUUCGAGACCUAUGCAGAUGCUCUGUGGUGGGGCCUGAUCACACUGGCCACCAUCGGCUACGGAGACAAGACACCGAAAACCUGGGAAGGACGUCUGAUUGCUGCCACCUUUUCCUUAAUCGGCGUCUCCUUCUUUGCCCUUCCAGCAGGUAUCCUUGGCUCAGGACUGGCACUCAAGGUACAGGAGCAGCACCGUCAGAAGCACUUUGAAAAGAGAAGGAAGCCAGCCGCUGAACUCAUCCAGGCUGCCUGGAGGUAUUAUGCUACCAACCCCAAUAGGAUUGACCUGGUGGCAACCUGGAGAUUUUAUGAAUCCGUUGUCUCUUUCCCAUUCUUCAGGAAAGAACAGCUGGAGGCAGCAGCCAGCCAAAAGCUGGGUCUCUUGGAUCGGGUUCGCCUUUCUAAUCCUCGUGGUAGCAAUACUAAAGGAAAGUCAUUUACCCCUCUGAAUGUAGAUGCCAUAGAAGAAAGCCCUUCUAAAGAACCAAAGCCCGUGGGCUUAAACAAUAAAGAGCGUUUCCGCACCGCCUUCCGCAUGAAAGCCUACGCUUUCUGGCAGAGUUCUGAAGAUGCUGGGACAGGUGAUCCCAUGGCAGAAGACAGGGGCUAUGGGAAUGACUUCCUCAUUGAAGACAUGAUCCCCACCCUCAAGGCUGCCAUCCGAGCUGUCAGGAUUCUACAAUUCCGUCUGUAUAAGAAAAAAUUCAAAGAGACUUUGAGGCCUUAUGACGUGAAAGAUGUGAUUGAACAGUAUUCCGCAGGACACCUUGACAUGCUUUCCAGGAUAAAGUACCUUCAGACAAGAAUAGAUAUGAUUUUUACCCCUGGACCUCCAUCCACUCCAAAACAUAAGAAGUCUCAGAAAGGGUCAGCAUUCACCUACCCAUCCCAGCAGUCUCCAAGGAACGAACCAUAUGUAGCCAGGGCAGCCACAUCAGAAGCCGAAGACCAAAGCAUGAUGGGGAAGUUUGUAAAGGUUGAAAGACAGGUUCACGACAUGGGGAAGAAGCUGGACUUCCUGGUGGACAUGCACAUGCAACAUAUGGAGCGCCUGCAGGUUCACGUCACGGAGUUCUACCCGACCAAGGGGGCCUCCUCCCCAGCAGAAGCGGGGAGGAAAGAGGACAGCAGGUACUCUGAUCUGAGAACCAUCAUCUGCAACUACUCAGAGGCAGGCCCCCCAGGCCCUCCCUACGACUUCCACCAGGUGCCCAUCGAAAGAGUCGGCCCCUAUGGGUUUUUUUCACAUGACCCUGUGAACCUGACCCGUGGGGGACCCAGUUCUACAAAGGCUCAGGCCCCCCUCCCCUCCUCGGGAGGUACAUAUGCAGAGAGGCCCACAGUUCUGCCCAUCUUGACUCUCCUGGACUCCUGUGUGAGCUAUCACUCCCAGACAGAACCGCACGGCCCCUACCCGGACCGCAUCUCACCCCGCCAGAGACGCAGCCUCACUAGGGACAGCGACACACCUCUGUCCCUCAUGUCUGUCAACCACGAGGAGCUGGAGCGGUCUCCAAGUGGCUUCAGCAUCUCCCAGGACAGAGAUGAUUAUAUGUUUGGCCCCAGUGGGGGAUCGAGCUGGAUGAGGGAGAAGAGAUACCUGGCUGAGGGGGAGACAGACACAGACACAGACCCCUUCACGCCCAGUGGCUCCAUGCCUAUGUCGUCCACUGGGGAUGGCAUUUCGGAUUCCAUAUGGACCCCUUCCAACAAGCCCAGCUAGAAGGGGUCACUGGCUGACUCCUGGUACUGCAGACAGGCUUUGUACAGCUCACUCACUCUCACACCUAACACUUACAAUGGUGUUAAGUGGCUGUGUCGAGCGCAUGCAUGUGC
This is a messenger RNA of Phodopus roborovskii (desert hamster), 3175 nucleotides long. RefSeq names its product potassium voltage-gated channel subfamily Q member 3 (gene Kcnq3). The coding region runs from base 441 to 3062 and encodes 873 amino acids. The record is from RefSeq and is a predicted model, not a curated record. NCBI's taxonomy places the organism in Eukaryota, Metazoa, Chordata, Mammalia, Rodentia, Cricetidae. The transcript has 15 exons. Gene Ontology annotation, molecular function: voltage-gated potassium channel activity. Gene Ontology annotation, biological process: transmembrane transport; potassium ion transport. Gene Ontology annotation, cellular component: membrane.